Messenger RNA from Brenthis ino (lesser marbled fritillary), 2070 nucleotides. The record is from the annotation of a GenBank genome assembly. NCBI's taxonomy places the organism in Eukaryota, Metazoa, Arthropoda, Insecta, Lepidoptera, Nymphalidae.
AUGGGCGUCUCCGCUACACCUCGCGCCAAAGAAAAAUGGCUGGCGACCGUGCGGAGACUACCGCAGAUUAGAUUAGAAGCAAAUAGAAAUAGAAUAGAGAUUAGAAGCAAUCAUAUCCGAGAGGAAUAUGAGAGAGAUGAGGGUACAACCCAUAACACCCAGACGAGAUCUAAAAGAUCAUUGUCGAAGAACAAUAAUACCCUAAAUUAUCGAGUUUUGACAGAGCUCGAAGAUGAUGCCUCGAUAAAUACAACAACUACGUCACUGUCGAAAUUCAAAAUUAGGGUGCUUGAAUCAGGGGUUAUAGCUCCUGAAUUGGGUAUUGUUAUGGAGCAGACGGGAUCUUAUAUGGAAUAUUCUGGAUAUAUAUAUGUUCCAAUAAUAUACCACAUGCCACAUCUCGCAGAGUCUGGCCUAGUUGGUAAAGGAGAGACAUGUAAUACCACGGCUAAUUGGGAGCAUCAGAAUUUAAUUGUUCAGCUCCUAAAAGAAAAAAUUGGAACCUUGAUCCCGCAAAAUCACAAGAGACGAUCGAAAAGAUUUAUAAAGGCAAUAUCACGUCGGGGUCACCAGUUUAGCUUUCGAAUUUUGGGUCAGAAUAGUAUCGUUCCUCGUGUACACUAUGCAACCUGUACGUGCUUAUGGUGGGAUUGUUCAGCAGAGAGCCCUAACGGGAAGAGAAAUGUGCAACAGAAACGCCCAGUUCAAUCUGGGCGUACGAGGGAAAAUAACCUUCAAACUUUACGUAACAAUACCAAGCCGUAUGAUCUAGAAGCCGCGCUGAUUCAUCGCGCGGCUACCAGAACCAGACCAUUGCAAUCGACUGAUUGGAAUGGUCAUAUCGAAAUGACGGACGAGUGCAACUUGGGUUUGGCUCUGUUCCAAGUCAAUACCCACAACUUCGUCAAUAAGGAAAUCCACAUGAAAUUUAAAGAUGGUAUCCGCUCAAAGCGAGUUGAGAUACAUCGUGUAUUGGACUAUUCGACUGUUGAGACUUAUCUCUUUAGGAAGUCUCACCGUAUUACUAUUCCUGAUUUAAUGCUGAAAUAUAUGGGGGAUCAAGGAGUGGAACAGUAUUUGUCCGAGUACACCUUGACCUCUCAGUUGCUCGACAAGAUAGACAGAAUAGAUGCGGAACUUGAAGUUCCGUUAAUAGGACCCAGUUUCGAGAUCCAGGGGGGUUACACUAUGAAGCCUCGGACUCUGGGACAGUGGUUUCUGAUGCUUUUACUAGAACGAGUGCGUCGCCGUGUAUCAGAGGGAGUUGGCCUACGUACUUUACUAUACUGUGUAUGCUGGUGGUCGCGUUUAGUGCUGGAGCACGAUUAUGAGCGCUUGCGUGCGAGCGCCACGAUGAUUAAGGCGUGGCUAUUACAGAAUACAUGCCAAGAUUGCGCAUAUAAAUUUCUUAGAGAGCUUAGAGCGGACGUAGCUUUUGAGUAUUAUUUCAAUAUUGCCGAUUCCUUUUCUGAGAACAUCACUUUACCUGAUCUGAAACCUUCUAUAAAAAUUGGGACAUGUGGAGAGGAUAGAGUCGUUCCCAAUAAUAAUCCUGGCGUUAUAAAGACAUUUGGUCAACAUUCCUUUUUAACAUCUCCAUUUGCUAACACUUGCUUACCUGUAAGUGUAAAACUUGUUGAGAAUGAGCUUCCCAGAGUUUUUCAUAUGACAGGACGUCAGACUGCCACAUUGCUUACUAUGCUUGACCUCCAUGCGAGAGUUCUCCGAGCACAAGAUUGGAAACAGUGUCGCCGGGCCUUUUCUGCGUGCUUGAGGGAGCGUCGCGCUAAUAAUGGUGAUACAUUACUCGCUGUAAUGUGUCAGAUAGUUGAGGAUCUCGUCGCAUUGGCGCGUUUGUCUCCAGCGUUAUCAACUAGCGUGGGACAUUUCGCGCUUCUUAUUUUCCAAGGCACGUUAAGUGUUGAAAUGAUACAAGCCUAUAAUUUGGCCCGAGAUAAUACCAAUUUAAGUGCACAUACUUUUAUUGUUAGACAUUGUUUUCUCAGAGCUCCAACUCCAGAUACGCAAGCCUAUGCCGAUGUUAUGUAUGAUAGGUUCAUAAACUUAGAC